UCCCCUCUUCAGCUCUAAACAAUGGUUUCUACCGAGCUCUGCUUCCCAUUGCAAAAUUUGUAAUGUGCCAUUUUUCCCAUGGAUGCCUUUCCAUUUGGGUGCUGACAGGAGAGGCAGACAUGCUGAAGUGCCAAGCUGAUUCUGCCUACAGACUCGUGCCUGGAGGGUGCUAUGACUUUAGCAUAUUGUGAGCAAGAUUUGUGUUCGAAUUGAUGGGGAAAUGGUCCAGGAGUGCUCAGUGUGAUUCCAGGAGCCAGUGGAGACUGCAGACUGAUUUCAUUGAUCUCUUGAAGAAGCGAACAGAAUUAUAGAAGAUUAGAAAUGAUGUGUGAAGUAAUGCCGACGAUAAACGAGGACACCCCUAUGAGCCAAAGGGGGUCCCAAAGCAGUGGCUCGGACUCGGAUUCUCAUUUUGAACAGCUGAUGGUGAACAUGCUGGAUGAAAGGGAUCGCCUCCUGGACACACUGCGUGAAACACAGGAAAGCCUUGGACUUGCUCAGCAAAGACUACAGGAUGUUAUCUAUGACAGAGAUUCACUCCAGCGACAGCUAAAUUCUGCACUGCCACAGGAGUUUGCUGCAUUGACCAAGGAACUGAAUGCAUGCAGGGAGCAGCUUUUAGAAAAAGAAGAAGAGAUUUCUGAACUGAAAGCAGAAAGGAAUAACACCAGGCUUUUGUUGGAACAUUUGGAGUGCCUUGUUUCCAGACACGAAAGGUCACUGAGAAUGACAGUGGUAAAGCGGCAAGCACAGUCCCCCUCAGGAGUGUCUAGUGAAGUUGAAGUUCUAAAAGCAUUAAAAUCAUUGUUUGAACAUCAUAAAGCACUUGACGAGAAGGUAAGGGAACGGCUGAGGGUUUCUUUGGAAAGAGUCUCUGCACUGGAAGAAGAGCUAACUGCUGCAAACCAGGAGAUUGUUGCAUUAAGAGAACAAAAUGCCCACAUACAAAGAAAGAUGGGUACUGGAGAAGGGCCUGAGCAGGAAGCUCUUGAAGGAAUGGAGCAAGGACAAAAGAUUCAUGAUAAGAGACUGUCCAAUGGAUCGAUAGAUUCAAAUGAUGAUGCAAGUCAGAUGGUGGAGCUGCAGGAACUGCUUGAGAAACAAAACUAUGAAAUGACACAAAUGAAAGAGCGAUUAUCAUCAUUGUCAGCCCGUGUUGGGGAGGUCGAACAAGAAGCAGAGUCAGCAAGAAAAGAACUUGUGAAAACUGAAGAGAUGAAUACUAAAUACCAAAGGGAUAUCAGGGAGGCUAUGGCACAAAAGGAGGAUAUGGAAGAAAGAAUCACUACUUUAGAGAAACGCUAUCUCAGUGCACAGAGAGAGGCAACAUCCAUACAUGACAUAAAUGACAAGUUGGAAAAUGAACUGGCAAAUAAGGAAGCAAUUUUACGUCAGAUGGAAGAGAAAAACAGGCAAUUACAAGAGCGGCUGGAAAUGGCUGAGCAGAAGUUGCAACAGACUAUGAGAAAAGCUGAGACCUUACCAGAAGUCGAAGCUGAGUUAGCGCAAAGAAUUGCUGCACUUACAAAGGCAGAAGAAAGGCAUGGGAAUAUUGAAGAAAGGAUGAGGCACCUAGAAGCACAGCUUGAAGAGAAGAACCAAGAACUUCAAAGAGCUCGACAACGGGAAAAAAUGAAUGAAGAGCACAACAAAAGAUUGUCUGAUACAGUGGACCGGCUUUUAACAGAGUCCAAUGAACGACUCCAGUUACACUUGAAAGAACGAAUGGCUGCACUAGAAGACAAGAAUAUUUUACUUCAGGAAUCAGAGACCUUCAGAAAACAGCUAGAAGAAUGCUUGCAUGAUAAGGAUCGGCUACAAGAAGAAGUUGAAAAAUUAAGAUCUGAGGUUGAUCAAGUGAAGAUAAGAACAGGGUCCUUGAUAGAACCUACAUUAACGAGGCCUCACCUUGACUCAUCUGCAGAGUUAAGAUAUUCAGUAGGGUCUCUUGUUGACAGCCAGUCUGACUACCGCUCAACUAAAGUCAUACGAAGACCAAGAAGAGGUAGAAUGGGCGUUAGGAGAGAAGAGCAACCGGUGAAAUCACUUGGGGACCAUGAAUGGAACCGAACACAGCAGAUUGGAGUCCUUAGCAGCCAUGCAUUUGAGAGUGAUACUGAAAUGUCCGACAUAGAUGAUGAUGACCGUGAAACAAUUUUUAGUUCCAUGGACCUCUUAUCUCCAGGUGGUCACUCUGAUGCUCAAACUUUAGCCAUGAUGCUUCAAGAACAGCUAGAUGCCAUCAAUAAAGAAAUAAGACUCAUUCAGGAAGAAAAGGAAUCUACUGAACUUCGUGCAGAAGAAAUUGAAAAUAGAGUAGCCAGUGUUAGCCUAGAGGGGCUCAACCUGGCCAGAAUGCACCCAGGUACAUCGAUCACUGCUUCAGUCACUGCUUCAUCAUUAGCAAGUUCAUCACCUCCAAGUGGUCAUUCUACACCCAAACUCACACCUCGUAGUCCAGCAAGAGAAAUGGAUCGAAUGGGGGUCAUGACACUACCAAGUGAUUUGAGAAAGCAUCGAAGAAAGAUUGCAGUUGUAGAAGAAGAUGGGCGUGAAGAUAAAGCCACAAUAAAAUGCGAAACAUCCCCUCCUUCAACACCACGUGCUCUCAGGAUGACACAUACCUUGCCAUCUUCAUACCAUAAUGAUGCCAGAGGAAGUCUGACUGCUUCUCUUGAACCUGAUGUGUUUGGUCUUGGGAGCACAAACAGUAGCCAAGACUCUCUGCACAAAGCUCCAAAGAAGAAAGGAAUCAAGUCAUCCAUUGGCCGGUUGUUUGGUAAAAAAGAGAAGGCUCGAUUCGGACAGCUCAGUAAGGAAUUUGGUCUACAAGGUCAAGGCGCAUUUAUGGAUGCUGAUCAAGCGGCACAAGAUUCCUUGGGCUUAGGAAAACUUGGAACUCAAGCAGAAAAAGACAGAAGGCUCAAAAAGAAACAUGAACUUCUGGAAGAAGCAAGAAGAAAGGGACUUCCAUUUGCACAGUGGGAUGGGCCAACCGUAGUUGCAUGGCUUGAACUUUGGUUGGGAAUGCCAGCUUGGUAUGUUGCUGCAUGUCGUGCCAACGUAAAGAGUGGUGCCAUAAUGUCUGCCUUGUCUGAUACGGAAAUACAAAGGGAGAUUGGGAUUAGCAAUCCUCUGCAUCGUUUAAAGCUACGGUUAGCAAUCCAAGAGAUGGUUUCACUCACCAGCCCAUCAGCGCCUCCAACAUCCAGAACACCAUCAGGUAAUGUCUGGGUAACCCAUGAGGAAAUGGAGAACCUUACUGCUCCCACCAAAACGAAAGAGUCAGAAGAAGGCAGCUGGGCACAAACAUUGGCAUAUGGCGAUAUGAACCAUGAGUGGAUUGGGAAUGAAUGGCUUCCUAGUCUGGGCUUACCGCAGUACAGAAGUUACUUCAUGGAAUGCCUUGUAGAUGCCCGGAUGCUAGACCAUUUAACAAAAAAAGAUCUUCGAGUGCACUUAAAAAUGGUGGAUAGCUUUCAUCGAACAAGUUUGCAGUAUGGCAUAAUGUGCUUGAAAAAAUUAAACUAUGAUAGGAAGGAGCUGGAAAGGAGAAGAGAAACAAGCCAGCAUGAAAUUAAAGAUGUGUUAGUGUGGAGCAAUGAUCGUGUGAUUCGCUGGAUCCAAGCAAUAGGCCUUAGAGAUUAUGCAAACAACAUACUGGAGAGUGGAAUCCACGGGUCACUUAUUGCCUUGGAUGAGAACUUUGACUACACAAGUUUAGCUCUUUUGUUACAAAUCCCAACACAAAAUACUCAGGCACGGCAGAUCCUGGAAAGAGAAUACAAUAAUUUAUUGGCUUUGGGAACUGAAAGGCGCCUUGAUGAGAGUGAUGACAAGAACUUCAGACGUGGGCCCUCCUGGAGGAGGCAGUUUCCACCACGUGAAGUGCACGGAAUCAGCAUGAUGCCAGGUUCUUCGGAAACACUGCCAGCAGGAUUCAGAUUAACAACAACAUCCGGGCAUUCACGGAAAAUGACAACAGAUGUUGCCCCUUCAGGAAUACAGAGAUUAGACAGCUCCACGGUCCGUACAUACUCAUGUUGAUGACUCUGACAAGAGCAAAGCACCAAGUUGCUGUUUCAUAUUAAUAACUAUCUACCUGAAGUGCACUACCUAGGGCACCUAUCAUGGGAAACCGCCCAGAUGGCAGAACAAGCACUGAUCUAAAAUGUGAAGUUCUUUUUAUGUACUGCAUUAUCAUAUACUUCAUUUGAGAGACAGAGAACAAAGUAUCUACUACUGCAAGGAGGUCUCCACUUCAUUCGUGAUGAUACAAGUGCGCCCAGCUGAAUGAGAGGGAACUAAUCAUUUUUUGUUCUGUUUUACUGUAAAAUAUUAGAGAUAUUUAAGUAUUUAAUGUGUAUUUAUUUUAUGAAGUGUAAGUCAUUUAUUUUAUGAUGUGUAAAUGGUUAUAAAUAUGAUUUUUUUAAAAAAAGAAAUAAAUAAAACAAAGUUCAUUGAGUCUGUGUGGAAAGACCUGACAAACUGGCGUCAGUGAUGUUUGUACCUUUCCAUAUCACUGUUUAUACAAUAAUUUUUGGAUCGUAAUAGACUAGUUCAUUUAGGAACGUAAGAUGCUACAACAUGUUCCUUCUAAGAACCUCUUACAGCUGCAUACCUGCCUCUGGUUACAGAUAGAUAGGGUGUGAUAUGACUACAGAGCCCCAUUGGACCUGUGAAUGACCACGCCAUGUGACACACUUAGAGAAGCACUGUGACGGCUCUUUAAUCAAUGAACUGUUUACAUUAGUCAAUAGCAAUCACUGAAAUUCAAUAAAUGAUCUUUGUGAAACAAAGUCAUUAUAUUAUGUAACCUGUGGACCAAGAAAAAAAAAUCUUUCAUUUCUCUUUGCUGUUAAGAUGCCAAAGUCUGUGGGAUACUCUGAUCCGACAGCCUGGCAGACACUUACUUUUUACUAUUUAAACCAACUAAUUCCUUUACAAAGGGUGUCUGGGUAAAGGAAAUCUCUCUUUAUGCUUUUAGCCAAGAUGGCCUUGUCAAGACUUCCCAGAAGUCUGCUAUAUUAGAGGAAAUAAUUAAGACUGAAUGGUUGAGAUAUGCUGUAUGUAUACAUAUAUAUGUACAAAUAUAUAGAGAGAGAUAUAUAUACGCACUAACAUAUAUAUGUAUACGUAGAAUAUUACCUUCUGUGGCUUUAUUUGUUGUAGCAACUGUCUCUUAUUCUUUAAUGGUUUCUAUUGGAAAUUGCGAAGUAGACGUUGAAUACAAUAAGUUACCUAUUUGCUAAACUCCUGCUGCUUGACUUUAGCUUGACACCUGUCUUUUAGUUCCUCUUCUCAGCAACUGCACGCUCAUAAAGCUUUAUUUUAUUGUCAUAUCUCAUUUUUAACCAAUCAAAGUUGGACAUUUAUGGUGACAUGUUUUUUCCUUCCAUUGUGAAUAAAAGGGAAAACAAAAUGAAA
Messenger RNA from Xenopus tropicalis (tropical clawed frog), 5427 nucleotides. RefSeq names its product protein tyrosine phosphatase, receptor type, f polypeptide (PTPRF), interacting protein (liprin), alpha 2 (gene ppfia2). NCBI's taxonomy places the organism in Eukaryota, Metazoa, Chordata, Amphibia, Anura, Pipidae. The transcript has 31 exons. Gene Ontology annotation, cellular component: cytoplasm. Bases 322 to 4047 code for a protein of 1241 amino acids. The record is from RefSeq and is a predicted model, not a curated record.